AUGGUUAGGUAUAAUUACAUUGAGAAGCAUUUGUAUAUGAAUGAUCUUUCUGUGUGUGUGUGUGUGUGUGUGUGUGUCUCUCUCUGUCUAUACCUGCCUGCCUGUCUGCCUGCCUGCAUGCAACAGAAAGUACUCUAUUUGUAUUAGUGUAAAAACCCAGGAGUCAGUUGGCUGUGAGAUACAGACAGGAACCUUUCCUCCUGUUCUCUGCAGCAUGUAAAUAGCAACACCUCAAUCAAUGUCCGUCUGGGCCUUUCUGCUCCCAGCCCCACCGGAGUGCAGCUAUUGACUUCUCUUGCAUGCAAACCAGCAGGUUAAGCCUGCGACUGGCUCCUCCAUCAGCUCCAUGACGGCUCAAAACCUCCAUUAGAGUAUUUGUUACUAUACUGGGGCUCAGCACCUCAGAGUGGAACCCUGCUGGGAUCGGAGAGGGGCUGUAAUAAUGAAACUGAUUGCAAGAUUAAAGGAGCAAGAAAAUAAGGUAAGGGACUGUACGUUAUUUAUAAUGUGUGGAUACCUGGAGCAAAUCUCAUCUCUCUGAAAUGAAAAUGGAUGGCCCCCCCUGAACGCUUGAAAAAAAGUGACCCUCCCCUAUACCCAAAAUAAUAAUUAAAACAUAAAGUGGAUAGCACUUUACCUUCACUCUCAGGACAGACCGGAGCCUUAAAUAUGUAGUUUUAGAAACUGUUCUUUGUUUAUAAGCAUUACAUGGCAAAGUAGCAAGAAGGUUGACGAUUCGCAGACCACCAUGGACAAUGGCGGGCGAAAACAUAUCCAUUAUAAUAAAAGCACUGCAUUAAUCUAUCAUCUUACUAUUAAUCCGAGAAAAAUUGCCUUUUAUAAACGCAUUUCAUGCAAUUCUAUGUAAUUUUACAUCACUGGAGCCAAGCAGAAUCUUUUUUAAUACCACAACAGAGCAUGACAAACAAUGAGCGCAUGCUGCAGCAACGGAGACGUUUUGAUUUCUAUACAGGCUAUUGUAAAAAAAAUAGGAUAGUCCAUGUUUGGAACAGUGCUAAAGUUGUUGAUCAACUGUAAAAAUGUAGCGCAACAGAACCAGUUACAACUGAAGUAUCUGAUCAUCAAUGAAUUUGAGAAAAAGCCAUUCAUUGUUUAACACAGCAGCCAUAUAUCAUCAGGUAGGCCUAUAUGCACUUGUUAAAAAAAACAUUUGGGAAACUAUCUUUUUCUAAUUUAUUCUAUUUUAUUUUAUGAUAUUGUUGUCACAAAAUAGAUGUGUGUUGACUGUGAUUAGGGCAUGGGACUAUAAAAGCAUCUGCAAGGCUAAAUUAACUAACUACAUUUACAUUUUCGGCAUGCAUAGCUCACCACAUGAUCCUCAAACCAAAGAUUGGCCAAACUCAUGUUUCUAAAAGUGACUUCAAAGGCACUGUAGAAUGACUGUAUAGCCUAAUAAGGCAUUUUUUGUUUCAUUAUUAUGAUGCACAUGGGACGCUGCCCAUGUGCGCCUGCAACGGGCCAUCGGGCGACAGAAGACGAGCCAGUGAUGUAAUUUUCCACCAUAAUUUGCAAAUAAAUUCAUUAAGAAUCCUACAAUGUGAUUUUCUGGAUUUUUUUUCCUCAAUUUGUCUGUCAUAGUUGACGUGUACCUAUGAUGAAAAUUACAGGCCUCUCUCAUCUUUUUAAGUGGGAGAACUUGCACAAUUGGUGGCUGACUAAAUACUUUUUUUCCCCCACUACCUCGUUCAGUCUCCUCAGGACUUUAAAUGGCCCCACAAACCACGGACCCAGCUUCCAGCAGGGCAGGCGAAGGGACAGGUUUCGGGUCGAGAGCCAGACCCGGUCCCCCGGUGCAUACAUCGGGGCCUCACUGCGGUGGCGGUCGGCGCUCGUCUUCUGUCGCCCGAUGGCCCGUUGCAGGCGCACAUGGGCAGCGUCCCAUGUCUCCUUCAAGCGCCGAAACCAUUCCUCCACUGCAGGUGCCUCGAUCUGGCUCUGAUGCCACGGUGCCAGGAUCGGCUGAUAACAUAGUACACACUGAAACGGAGACAGGUUAGUGGAGGAGUGGCGGAGGGAGUUUUGGGCCAUCUCUGCCCAGGGGAUGAAAGCCGCCCACUCCCCCGGCCGCUCCUGGCAAUAGGACCGCAGAAACCUACCCACAUACUGGUUAACUCUCUCCACCUGCCCAUUACUCUCGGGGUGAAACCCUGAGGUCAGGCUGACCGAGACCCCCAGACGUUCCUGGUGCACCUUGCGCACCAGGGACACAUGCUCGGCACGUGUAGCGGAGUAUAUUAGAAUGUCAUCUAUAUACACCACUACAUCCUGCCCGUGCAGGUCCCUGAAAAUCUAGUCUACAAAGUAUUGGAAGACUGACGGAGCAUUCAUCAACCCGUACGGCAUGACGAGGUACUCAUAGUGCCCAGAGGUGGUACUAAAUUCCGUCUUCCACUCAUCCCCCUCCCGGAUACGCACCAGGUUGUACGCGCUCCUGAGAUCCAAUUUGGUGAAGAAGCGCGCCCCGUGCAAUGACUCGGUCACACUGGCUAUGAGAGGCAGCGGGUAACUGUAAUUCACUGUGAUCUGAUUUAUACCUCGAUAGUCAAUGCACGGGCGUAAGCCUCCAUCCUUCUUCUUCACAAAAAAGAAACUCGAGGAGGCAGGUGAAGUGGAAGGCCGAAUGUAUCCCUGUCCCAGAGAUUCGGAGACAUAUGUUUCCAUAGCCGCCGUCUCCUCCUGUGACAGAGGAUACACGUGACUCCUGGGAAGUGCUGCGUCUACCUGGAGAUUUAUCACACAAUACCCCCGUCGAUGGGGUGGUAAUUGAGUCGUCUUCUUUUUACAGAAGGCGAGAGCCAAAUCGGCAUAUUCGGGGGGGAUGUGCAUGGUGGAGACCUGGUUUGGACUCUCCACCGAAGUUGCACCUAUGGAAACACCUACACACCUCCCUGAGCACUGACGUGACCAUCCCUUCAGAGCCCUCUGUUGCCACGAAAUAGUGGGGUCAUGAUAGGCCAACCAGGGAAGCCCCAACACCACAGGAAACGCAGGAGAAUGAUCAGGAAGAGACUAAUACUCUCCUCAUGACCCUCCUGCGUUAUCAUACAUAGUGGAGCUGUGACCUCCCUAAUCAGGCCCGACCCUAAAGGACGACUAUCUAAGGCAUGUACAGGAAAGGGCACAUCAACAGGAACAAUAGGGAUCCCUAAUCUAAGUGCAAAUGAAUGGUCAAUAAAGUUCCCAGCUGCGCCUGAAUCUACUAGCGCCUUAUGCUGGGAAUGCGGGGAAAACUCAGUAAACUCUAUACAGACAUACAUGUGCGCAACAGGGAGCUCUGGGUGAGUCGGGUGCCUACUCACCUGGGAUGAUCCACCAGUGCCCUGCCUGCUGCUUCGACUCCCUGGGGAACCUCCCCAGCACCGACCAGCAGUGUGCCCUCUGCAGCCACAGGUGGUGCAGGAAACGGCCCCCCUUAGAGCAGCACCGCCGAGCUCCAUAGGUGUAGACUCGGAGGUGCUGGGGGAUGGAACGGACAGACCCCAAUCCGAGCGUCCGCGGGUGGCCAACAGGUUAUCCAGCCAGAUGGAUAAAUCCACCAGCUGAUCGAGGGUAAGGGUGGUGUCCCUGCAGGCCAGCUCCCGACGAACGUCCUCCCGUAGACUACAACGGUAAUGGUCGAUCAGGGCCCUCUAAUUCCCUCCCGCGCUGGCAACCAGGGUCCUGAAAUCCAGUGCGAAGUCCUGUUCGCUCCUCUUCCCCUGUCUGAGAUGGAACAAGCGUUCCCCCGCCGCUCUUCCCUCAGGCGGAUGAUCGAAGAACGCCUGGAAGCGGUGGGUGAACUCCUCGUAGCGAACCAACGUUGCAUCUAUCCCCUCCCCAUUCGGCGUUGGCCCACUCCAGCGCUUUCCCCGACAAACAGGAGAUGAGGGCGGACACUCUCUCGUAUCCCGAGGGAGCCGGGUGGACGGUCGCCAGGUAGAGCUCCACCUGGAGCAGGAACCCCUGGCACCCGGCAGCCAUCCCAUCAUAGGCCUUCGAGAGCGAGAGCCGAAUCCCACUGGGUCCAGGUGACGGAGGGGUGGACAGCGGUGUGGGUUGAGGUGAAGUUGAUGGGGGUGUGGGAAAACCCUCUCUCUCCCAUCGUUCCAUGGUGUGCAGCACGCGAUCCAUGGCUGUGCCCAGAUUGUGGAGCAUCGUCGCGUGCUGCUGGACGCGCUCCUCCACCGGUAAUGAAGGACUGGGUGCACCUGCUGACUCCAUAGGAGGUGCGUGAUUCUGUCAGGUGUCAGUGUGCAGCGGUAGGACGGAGUCAGGCACAGGACACAGAACUGAGUAACAAACAAACUUUACUCGAAAAUAAACAAUUCUAAUUUCCACGCAGGGAAAUACACCAGCUCACAGCAGUAAUAAACACAAAACAAAGAACAAUCACGCACAAAACCAUCAGGGAACCAGAGGGUUAAAUAGGGUAAUAAUCAUAACGUGAUGGGAACCAGGUGUGUACAAUCAAGACAAAACAAAUGGAAAACAGAAACGUAGAUCGGUGGCAGCUAGAAAGGCUGGUGACGACGACCGCCGAUAACAAGGAGAGGCACCAACUUCGGCGGAAGUCGUGACAGUAGGCCUAUAAUAUGUUAGUUACACCAAAACACAUUCUCAGUCAUUUCUUAUCUGAAGCUGAAUAGUCAAAUAUUUUCCUCAUGCGGCCAAAACUCAACUUUGCUUUGAUUGAAACAAAAUAGGCCUACAAGAAAUGCUAAUAGAUUGUUAACACCAUCUGCUAUAAUUCGUUCGCAAAACAGUUAUUCAAGAAGAUCUAAAUGCAUACUCCCAUGAAACUGAUUGAGGUCAAAUGAUUGGCAUGCAGUUUGGACAUUUCACCGGUAAAACGUGAAGAAUUAUUUUUCACGAUUGACAGUGAUAAUGGCCUACUUUGAAAUGAUAUAUGCCUAACUUGGUGUCACAUCUGCUCCUGCAAUGCCUUCUACUGUCACGCCCUGGCUCUGGGGACUCUUAAAUGUUGAGCCAGGGUGUGUAGUUUCUAUGUUGUGUUUUCUAUGUUUAGUUUCUAGAUCGUUUAGAUCUAUGUUGGCCAGGGUGGUUCCCAAUCAGAGGCAGCUGUAGUUCGUUGUCUCUGAUUGGGGACCAUACUUAGGUAGCCUGUUGGCACUAGUGGGUUGUGGGAUCUUGUUCCGUAUAGGUUUGUUGUGUGUAACCUUAAGACUUCACGUAUUGUUUGUUUGUUGUUUUAUCGUGUUUGCACAGUUAUAAUAAACAUGUACGCUUAUCACGCUGCGCCUUGGUUCGACCAAUCUUUAAACGUUCGUGACAGAAGAUCCCACCAAAUGAGGACCAAGCAGCGUGUCCAGGAGCAGACAGCCUGGUCCUGGGAGGAGAUCCUGGACGGGAAGGGAUCCUGGACUUGGGAGGAGAUUCAGGCCGGAAUGGAUCGCCGUCCUUGGGAGGAGACAGUGGAGGCGCGCUAUAGAGAGGAGCAGCGGCAACGCAGAAGGUGCCGGCCGAGGAGGAAGCCCGAGAGACAGCCCCAAUAAAAAAAAAUUGGGGGGGGCUAAAAGGGUGGUUGGCGGAGCCUAGUGUUAGAGCAGAGCCAACUCCCCGUACUCAUGCAAGGAAGUGUGUGACUGGGCAGGCUCCGUGUUAUGCGGAGCUACGUACUGUGCCGCGAGUGUUCCGGCACAGUCCUGUACGUCCUGUGCUAGCACCACGCACGUGUCAUGCGAAGAUGGGCAUUCAGCCAGGACGGGGUGUGCCGGCUCAACGCUCGUGGUCUCCAGUACGCCUCCUCGGUCCCAUAUAUCCUGCGCCGGUGCUACGUACUGUAUCGCCAGUACGCGUGCACAGCCCCGUACGUCCUGUGCUAAUGCCUCACACAUAUUGUGUGGAAGUAGGCAUCCAGCCAGGACGGGUUGUGUCAGCUCUCCGCUCCAGAUCUCCAGUCCGCCUUCACAGUCCGGUACGGCCCGUUCCUGCUCCCAGCACCAAGCCAGUGGUGCGUGUUCCCAGUCCGGCCCGGCCCGUUCCUGCUCCCCGCACCAAGCCAGUGGUGCGUGUCCACAGUCCGGUACGGCCCGUUCCUGCUCCCCGCACCAAGCCAGUGGUGCGUGUUCCCAGUCCAGCCCGGCCCGUUCCUGUCCAUCGCACCAAGCCAGUGGUGCGCGUCUCCAGCCCAGUCCGGCCUGUUCCUGGCCCUCGCAUCAAGCCAGUGGUGCGUGUGUCCAGUCCGGCACGGCCCGUGCCUGUUCCACCGGUGCCUGGUCCGGCAUCGGUCAGCGGCUCCACGUCGGAGUCAGAGCAGUUCGCUCCACCGUCGUCGGGUCCAGCUCCAGUCAGCGGUUCCAGUCCAGACCCAGACGUCAGCCCCUCUCUAGGUUCGGGGUCUCCCACACCAGGGUCCAGACAGGGCUUGGUACUUCGUGGGAGGAAGGAGAGGGGAAGCAGCGCGCCGAGGUCCAGACCAGACCAGGGGCGCAACAGGGAGGCGGAUAAUAGGUGGUGGUCACGCCCGGAGCCGGAUCCGCCUCCGAGGCGGAAUGCCCACCCGGCCCCUACCCUGUUAUGUUUAGGUUGCGCGGUCUGAGUCUGCACCUUUGGGGGGGGGGGGGGGGGGGGGGGGGGGGGUACUGUCACGCCCUGGCCCUGGGGACUCUUAAAUGUUGAGCCAGGGUGUGUAGUUUCUAUGUUGUGUUUUCUAUGUUUAGUUUCUAGAUCGUUUAGAUCUAUGUUGGCCAGGGUGGUUCCCAAUCAGAGGCAGCUGUAGCUCGUUGUCUCUGAUUGGGGACCAUACUUAGGUAGCCUGUUGGCACUAGUGGGUUGUGGGCUCUUGUUCCGUAUAGGUUUGUUGUGUGUAACCUUAAGACUUCACGUAUCGUUUGUUUGUUGUUUUGUCGUGUUUGCACAGUUAUAAUAAACAUGUACGCUUAUCACGCUGCGCCUUGGUUCGACCAAUCUUUAAACGUUCGUGACAUCUAUUGCUCAUCCUGUGUCUCCUUGACCUGCCGCCACUCCCCCAGUACUCUAUCCCUCUCCCUCUCCCUUUCUCUCUCUCUCUCUGUGUGUGUGUGUGUGUGUGUGUGUGUGUGUGUGUGUGUGUGAUUGUGUGGGUAGAGACAGGUGUGCUGGAGUCAGAGCAGAUCCCCAUCAGCUGCAACCUGUUCCAUAAUCAAGACCUCUACAAAUACUCAGUCCUGCCACUUCCACACUGCCAGAUCGUAAUCUCUGCUCAGUCAGUCUACGGUUCUAGCCGUUUGUUACUUUCAGACCUGUUGUGCCUGUUUCCCUUUCCUGACCUGUUUUCCUCUCCACACCGUUUGCCCCGCCUGACCUGGUCCCUGUCUCCAGUCCACAUGUCAUCAUCCUGCUACUCUGUCUGGAUUCCCCCUCUACUACUCCCUUGGGUUCCCUCGGGCCUCUCACCCGUCUCACCCCCUCGAUGACUUUCCGGUUCCCUUCCUCCAUUCCCCGCCCAAAAAUGGUUUUUCCCCCUUUCCCCGCCCACCCUUUCCCCGUUCCCGUCCAUGCUAAAGGACGACUAUCUAAGGCAUGUACAGGAAAGGGCACAUCAACAGGAACAAUAGGGAUCCCUAAUCUAAGUGCAAUGAAUGGUCAAUAAAGUUCCCAGCUGCGCCUGAAUCUACUAGCGCCUUAUGCUGGGAAUGCGGGGAAAACUCUGGAAACUCUAUACAGACAUACAUGUGCGCAACAGGGAGCUCUGGGUGAGUCGGGUGCCUACUCACCUGGGAUGAUCCACCAUGCCCUGCCUGCUGCCUCGACUCCCUGGGGAACCUCCCCAACACCGACCAGCAGUGUGCCCUCUGCAGCCACAUGUGGUGCAGGACACGGCCCCCCUUAGAGCAGCACCUCCGAGCUCCAUAGGUGUAGACUCGGAGGUGCUGGGGGAUGGAACGGACAGACCCCAAUCCGAGCGUCCGCGGGUGGCCAACAGGUUAUCCAGCCAGAUGGAUAAAUCCACCAGCUGAUCGAGGGUAAGGGUGGUGUCCCUGCAGGCCAGCUCCCGACGAACGUCCUCCCGUAGACUACAACGGUAAUGGUCGAUCAGGGCCCUCUCAUUCCCUCCCGCGCUGGCAACCAGGAUCCUGAAGUCCAGUGCGAAGUCCUGUUCGCUCCUCUUCCCCUGUCUGAGAUGGAACAAGCGUUCCCCCGCCGCUCUUCCCUCAGGCGGAUGAUCGAAGAACGCCUGGAAGCGGUGGGUGAACUCCUCGUAGCGAACCAAACGUUGCAUCUAUCCCUCCCCAUUCAGCGUUGGCCCACUCCAGCGCUUUCCCCGACAAGAUUCCUGUUGUGCCUGUUUUUCAGAUCCCUGCCUGACGCUGUUUUCCUCUGCGACUCUGUUUUCCUCUCCACUACCGUUCUGCCCGCUCUGACUCUGGUCCCUGUCUCCAGUCCCACAUGUCAUCAUCCUGCUACUCUGUCCUGGAUUCCCCACUCUACUACUCCCUUGGAUUCCCCUCCGGACCUGCUCACCCCGUCUCAACCCCCCUCGCUCCAGCCGCAGCCUCCGCACCUGGUUUCCAGCAGUUUCCCCUGACCUGCACUCCAUCUCCCCCCUGCGUCUCAAUAAAUACCUUGGUUACUUCAUCCCAGUCUCCUCGUCUGAGUCUGCUCUUGGGUUCCCCUGUUCCACUACGCGUAACAGUACAAUCUGGCCAAAGAGAUUAACCCAGCAGACUCUGCUACUCUCCACCAAACUCUCGUCGGCCAAGGUGCCCUGCUCGAGCAACAUGACCAAGCCCUGAAGACCCUUCUGGAGCACAUCAAGGAGUUUUCGCAGAGCCUGUCUGACCUACAGGGCCGACCCUGCGCCCAGAGCUCACAACCUGUUCCAAGUCCUUCUCCUCCGCUCCGGGAGCCGUUUGUUUAGACUCCCGAGCGUUACGAUGGCAACCUCGGAGCCUGCAGAGCCUUUUUUUUGGUACAAUGUUCACUAGUAUUUGAGCAACAGCCCUACUCUUAUGCUAGUGAACGGGCCAAGAUUUCCUUUCUGAUUGGCUGCCACGGCGGUUUGGGAGAGACAGUCCCCCAUCUGCUUCUCCUACUCCAGAUUCACGGAGGAGAUGAAGAAAGACUUCGACCACCCGGUCUGCGGUAAGUAUGGCGCUAAACGACUCCUGUCCCUCCGUCAAGGCCCCCAUAGUGUUGCUGAGAUGGCAUGGGAGUUCCGCACCCUCACCGCUGAGAGCGGCUGGAAUGAGGAGGCCCUUCAGGGAGCAUUCCGGAACGCGCUCACUGAGACCCUCAAGGACGUGUUGGUGUCCAGGGAUGAGCCUGAUGGACUUCAUGAACUCCUCUCUCUCGCUAUCCGCAUCGACAACCAUCUCCGGGAGCGUCGGAGGGAGAGGGUAGGUAGGGUUGCAUGUCCCAUAACAUCUGCUUCAGUGCCUUGUCCUCCUUCUCCGAAUGCAUAUCAUCCCCAGGCUCAUCCAGAUCCUGAACCCACGCAGCUCGGCCGGGCCCGUCUCUCUCCAGAGAAGAGGGAACGACGAUUUGGAGCUAGGAGCUGCCUAUACUGUGGCCAGGUUGGUAACUUUGUCUCCACUUUUUCCCUGCGUCCAGCAAAAGAGGGGGGCUCGCAGUAGUGGGGGCAUAUACAGUUGAAGUUGGAAGUUUACAUACACCUUAGCCAAAUACAUUUAAACUCAGUUUUUCACAAUUCCUGACAUUUAAUCCUAGUAAAUAUCCCCUGUCUUAGGUCAGUUAGGAUCCCCACUUUAUUUUAAGAAUGUGAAAUGUCAGAAUAAUUGUAGAGAGAAUGAUUUAUUUCAGCUUUUAUUUCAUUCAUCACAUACACACAGUUAGUAUUUGGUAGCAAUGCCUUUAAAUUGUUUAACUUCGGUCAAACGUUUCGGGUAGCCUUCCACAAGCUUCCCACAAUAAGUUGGGUGAAUUUUGGCCCAUUCCUCCUGACAGAGCUUGUGUAACUGAGUCAGGUUUGUAGGCCUCCUUGCUCGCACACGCUUUUUCAGUUCUGCCCACAAAUGUUCUAUAGGAUUGAGGUCAGGGCUUUGUGAUGGCCACUCCAAUACCUUGACUUUGUUGUCCUUAAGCCAUUUCGCCACAACUUCGGAAGUAUGCUUGGGGUCAUUGUCCAUUUGGAAGACCCAUUUGCGACCAAGCUUUAACUUCCUGACUGAUGUCUUGAGAUGUUGCUUCAAUAUAUCCACAUCAUUUUUCUUCCUCAUGACGCCAUUUAUUUUGCGAAGUGCACCAGUCCCUCCUGCAGCAAAGCACCCCCACAGCAUGAUGCUGCCACCCCCGUGCUUCACGGUUGGGAUGGUGUUCUUCGGCUUGCAAGCCCUCCUUUUUCCUCCAAACAUAACGAUGGUGAAUAUGGCCAAACAGUUCUAUUUUUGUUUCAUCAGACCAGAGGACAUUUCUCCAAAAAGUAUGAUCUUUGUCCCCAUGUGCAGUUGCAAACCGUAGUCUGGCUUUUUUAUGGUGGUUUUGGAGCAGUGGCUUCUUCCUUGCUGAGCGGCCUUUCAGGUUAUGUCGAUAUAGGACUCUUACUGUGGCUAUAAAUACUUUUGUACCUGUUUCCUCCAGCAUCUUCACAAGGUCCUUUGCUGUUGUUCUGGGAUUGAUUUGCACUUUUUGCACCGAAGUACGUUUAUCUCUAGGAGACAGAACGCGUCUCCUUCCUAAGCUAAGAGGCCUUGGCUGAUUUUUUUUUCAUUUUCGCAUGAUGUCAAGCAAAGAUGCACUGAGUUUGAAGGUAGGCCUUGAAAUACAUCCACAGGUACACCUCCAAUUGACUCAAAUGAUGUCAAUUAACCUAUCAGAAGCUUCUAAAGCCAUGACAUUAUUUUCUGGAAUUUUCCAAGCUGUUUAAAGGCACAGUCAACUUAGUGUAUGUAAACUUCUGACCCACUGGAAUUGUGAUACAGUGAAAUAAUCUGUCUGUAAACAAUUGUUGGAAAAAUUACUUGUGUCAUGCACAGAGUAGAUGUCCUAACCAACAUGCCAAAACUAUAGUUUGUUAACAAGACAUUUGUGGAGUGGUUGAAAAACGAGUUUUAAUGACUCCAACCUAAGUGUAUGUAAACUUCCGACUUCAACUGUACUGUUGAGCCAAAUCGCCUGCCCAUCUUCCGCCAGACCCCUGCUUGAAGGCAACCUUGUGUGGCAGAGCUUCCUGGACCGAGGUGUCGUUACCCAGUUGGGCCUGGACACUGUCCCACUCGAUUCACCCCUCGAUGCCAACGCUCUCAAUGGACAGCUCCUCACGCGUGUCUGUGAGAGAACCGUCCCGGUCAUCCUGCGUCUAUCUGGAAAUCAUCAGGAAAAUAUCAGUUUCCACAUAAUCGACUGUCCUUACUCUCCCCUGGUUCUUGGCCAUCCAUGGUUAAAGCUACACAACCCACAGAUUGACUGGACCGCCGGAAAGGUAACCACUUGGAGUUCAUUUUGUCACUCUAAUUGUUUAUAUUCUGCCCUUCUCCCUGCGUUGUCUGUGCCCCAGUUCAUUCCAGAACCUCCGGACCUGUCAUCAGUUCCUCCUGAGUAUCACAAUCUAGCUCCUGUAUUCAGCAAGUACCACGCCCUGUCGCUGCCGCCUCAUCAGCCGUACGACUGCGUCAUUGACCUCCAGCCUGGAGCUCCUCUACCCAGUAGCUGGUUGUUUAACCUCUCUCGUCCCGAGCAAGAGGCUAUGGAGAGGUACAUCCAGGAUUCUCUGGCUGCAGGACUUAUCAAGCCAUCUUCCUCCCCGGUGGGUGCUGGGGUUUUCUUUGUGAAGAAGGAUGGGUCACUGAGGCCGUGCAUAGACUUCCAUGGUCUGAAUAAUAUCACUGUUAAGAACAAGUACCCCUUGCCACUCAUCAGCUCUGCUUUUGCCCCCCUCCAUGGUGCCACUGUGUUUACCAAACUCGACCUCUGGAAUGCCUACCACCUUGUCUGCAUAAGAGAGGGGGACGAGUGGAAGGCUGCGUUCAACACAUCACUUGGUCACUUUGAGUAUUUGGUCAUGCCUUUUAGUCUUACUAACGCUCAUGCUGUUUUCCAGAACCUAGUCAAUGACGUGCUGAGGGAUGUGAUUGGACGCUUCAUUUUUGUCUAUUUAGAUGACAACCUGAUUUUUUUCCAAGGACCCUGAGGCUCACCAGCAACACAUUCGCCAAGUUCAUCAACGGCUGUUGGAGAAUACAUUUUUUGUUAAAGCUGAAAAAUGUGAGUUCCAUGCUGCCACAGUGUCUUUCCUGGGUUAUAUUAUUGCACAGGGACAGUUGCGUAUGGACCCCUCCAAGGUCAUGGCAGUCACAGAGUGGCCUGCGCCCUCCAACCUGAAGCAGCUGCAGCGUUUCCUGGGGUUUGCACAUUUUUACAGACGUUUCAUCCGUCACUACAGCCAUCUGGCAGCACCUCUCACCACUCUCACCUCCACCUCCACUCCGUUCCAUUGGACUCCUGCGGCAGAGGCAGCAUUCCUGGAACUCAAGCGUCGCUUCACCUGCGCUCCGGUCCUUACUCAGCCUGACCCAGAACUCCAGUUCAUCGUGGAGGUGGACGCCUCUGACACCGGGGUAGGUGCUGUUAUGUCUCAACGUUCCCCCUCUGAUCAGAAGGUCCACCCAUGUGCAUCAUUUUCCCGUAAGCUCUCACCUGCAGAGAGGAAUUUUAACAUUGGAAACCGGGAACUCCUGGCAGUUAAGUUUGCUCUGGAGGAAUGGCGUCACUGGCUGGAGGGCUCUGUAACCCCUUUCAUCAUGUGGACUGACCAUAAAAACCUGUCCUACAUCCAGACCGCCAAAUGUCUGAACUCCCGGCAAGCCAGGUUGGCCUUGUUCUUCGGUAGAUUCAAUUUAACACUCACUUAUUGCCCCAGUUCGAAGAAUACCAAGCCUGAUGCCCUCUCUCGCCAGUUCACCACCGACAACAUGGGUACCGAGCCAGAAGCCAUUGUGCCAUCCACCUGCAUUGUUGCCGCCGUCACCUGGGAGAUCGAGUCCCGUAUCCGCCAGGCUCAGCAGAACCAACCUGACCCGGGUAACGGUCCUAGUAAUGCUCUGUUUGUCCCAGAUUGUGUUCGCUCUGCUGUUCUUCAGUGGGGCCAUUCUACCCACCUCACCUGUCACCCUGGUAUGAACCGGACCCUCGCCUUCCUGCGUCAGCGCUUUUGGUGGCCCACCAUGGAGAGAGAUGUCCGGAAGUUUGUUGGCCUUCCCCCAUCUAACGGUAACUCAUUCAUCCUCACCAUUAUUGACAGGUCUUCCAAAAUGGCUGACUUCAUUCCCCCCUCUAAGCUCCCGUCCUCCAGGGAGACUGCGGACCUGUUAGUAUCCCAUGUGUUUCGUCUGCAUGGCAUCCCCACUGACAUCGUUUCCGACAGAGGACCCCAGUUUACCUCCCAGGUAUGGAGAUCCUUCUGUUCAGCUUUUGGUAUCAAUGUCAGUAUUUCUUCUGGAUGUAACCCCCAGACCAACGGCCAUACCGAACGGGCCAACUAAGAGAUGGAGACUGCCCUACGAUGCGUGACUUCUGCUAACCCUUCCUCCUGAAGCGCUCAGCUACCCGGGAUUGAAUAUGCCCACAACACCCUCCCCAACGCCUCGUCAGGUAUGUCACCCUUCGAGUGUGCUCUGGGUUACCAACCCCCCUUGUUCCCCGCCCAAGAGAUUGAGGUUGCGGUUCCCUCUGUCCAGGACCAUCUGCGCCGUUGUCACCUUACCUGGAGGAAGGCCCGGGCUUCCCUUCUUUGUGCCGCCGACAGGAUCCAGUCCCAAGCCAACUGGGUCAAAAGGUAUGGCUCUCAUCGAAGGACCUGCCAUUGAAGGUGGCACUGAAGAAACUUUCCCCCCGAUUCAUUGGUCCCUUUAAAAUUGACCGUGUCAUUAUCCCCUCUGCAGUGCACCUGAAACUCCCAGCCUCUCUCAGGAUCCAUCCUACAUUCCAUGUAUCCCUGAUUAAACCUGUCUGCUCCAGUCCCCUGUCUCCUCCGGCAGCAGCUCGUCCACCCCCUCGGCUCAUCGAUGACCAUCCUGCCUAUACCGUCCGGCGGCUUCUGGACGUGAGCCGUCAGGGUCAUGGCUGGCAGUACCUGGUGGACUGGGAAGGAUACGGGCCUGAGGAGCGCAGCUGGGUGCCCCGCCGUCACAUUCUGGACCCCUCCCUCUUACGGGAUUUCUAUACCUCACACCCAUAUAACCCUGGUCGGGCGCCAUGUAGAGAGGGGGGGGUGGGGGGGGGUACUGUCAAAUCUGCUCCUGCAACGCCCUCUACUGCUCAUCCUGUGUCUCCUUGACCUGCCGCCACUCCCCCAGUACUCUCUCCCUCUCCCUCUCCCUCUCUGUGUGUGUGUGUGUGAUUGUGUGGGCGGAGACAGGUGUGCUGGAGUCAGAGCAGAACCCCAUCAGCUGCAACCUGUUCCAUAAUCAAGACCUCUACAAAUACUCAGUCCUGCCACUUCCACACUGCCAGAUCGUAAUCUCUGCUCAGUCAGUCUACGGUUCUAGCCGUUUGUUACUAUUCAGAUCCUGUUAUCCUGUUGUGCCAGUUUUCCUUGCCUGACGCUGUUUUCCUCUCCGCUACAGUUCUGCCCGCUCGGACUCUGGUCCCUGUCUCCAGUCCCACGUCUCGUCAUCCUGCUACUCUGUUCUGGAUUCCCCACUCUAUUACUCCCUUGGAUUCCCCUCCGGACCUGCUCACCCUGUCUCAACCCCCCUCGCUCCAGCCGCAGCCUCCGCACCUGGUUUCCAGCAGUUUCCCCUGA
Coregonus sp. 'balchen' is the source of this 14701-nucleotide messenger RNA. NCBI's taxonomy places the organism in Eukaryota, Metazoa, Chordata, Actinopteri, Salmoniformes, Salmonidae. The record is from the annotation of a GenBank genome assembly.